Molecule: messenger RNA, 1584 nt
Organism: Maudiozyma barnettii
Lineage: Eukaryota; Fungi; Ascomycota; Saccharomycetes; Saccharomycetales; Saccharomycetaceae
Gene: ACH1
Product: acetyl-CoA hydrolase
Exons: 1
Coding region: 1-1584 (527 amino acids)
Biological process (GO): acetate metabolic process
Cellular component (GO): mitochondrion
Molecular function (GO): acetate CoA-transferase activity; acetyl-CoA hydrolase activity
Source: RefSeq, a predicted model, not a curated record
AUGACUGUUUCGCAAUUACUUAAAGAAAGAGUCAGAUACGCUCCAUAUUUGAAAAAAGUUAAAUUAGCAGAUGAAUUAAUUCCAUUAUUUAAGCAUGGUCAAAACUUAGGUUGGUCAGGUUUUACAGGUGUCGGUACGCCAAAAGCUGUUCCAGAAGCUUUAGUAAAGCAUGUGGAAAAAAAUAAUUUACAAGGAAAAUUAGCUUUUAAUUUAUUUGUUGGAGCUUCUGCAGGUCCAGAAGAAGACGCUUGGGCUACACAUGAUAUGAUCCUAAGAAGAGCUCCUCAUCAAGUCGGUAGACCAAUCUCUAAAGCAAUUAAUGAAGGUAAGAUACAAUUCUUCGAUAAGCAUUUAUCGAUGUUUGCUCAAGAUUUAACCUAUGGGUUUUAUACUAAAGAUAGAAUGGAUCCUCACGCUUAUUUAGAUUAUACUAUUAUUGAAGCUACCGCAAUUAAAGAAGAUGGUUCGAUUGUUCCAGGGCCUUCUGUUGGUGCUUCACCUGAAUUUAUUUCUUGUAGUGAUAAAGUUAUUAUCGAAGUUAAUACUGCUACACCAUCCUUUGAAGGUUUACAUGACAUUGAUAUGCCUGUAAAUCCACCUUUUAGAAAGCCUUAUCCAUAUGUCAAUGUCACUGAUAAAUGUGGUCUGGAUUCUAUUCCUGUGGAUCCAGAAAGAGUCGUUGCUAUUGUUGAGAGUACCACUAGAGAUAUAGUGGGUCCAAAUACUCCUUCUGAUGCUAUGUCUAGAGCCAUCGCAAGUAAUUUGGUCGAUUUCUUUAGACAUGAAGUGAAAAUGGGUAGAUUGCCUGAAACUUUACAUCCUUUACAAAGUGGUAUUGGUAAUGUGGCUAACGCAGUCAUUGAAGGUUUAACUGAUGCUAAAUUUAAACAUUUAACAGUUUGGAGUGAAGUCAUUCAAGAUUCAUUUUUGGAUUUAUUCGACAAUGGUACUUUAGAUUAUGCUUCUGCUACCUCUGUAAGAUUAACUGAAGAUGGUUUCAAGAGAUUAUUCUCAGACUGGGACAAUUUCAAAAAUAAAUUAUCUUUGAGAUCUCAAGUCGUUUCAAACAAUCCAGAAUUGAUUCGUCGUUUAGGUGUCAUUGCUAUGAAUACUCCGGUAGAAGUAGACAUCUAUGCUCAUGCUAACUCCACUAACGUUAAUGGUUCAAGAAUGUUGCAUGGUCUAGGUGGUUCGGGUGAUUUCUUAAGAAACGCCAAGUUGUCAAUCAUGCACGCUCCAUCCGCUAGACCAACUAAGACCGAUCCAACUGGUAUAUCUACAAUUGUUCCAUUUGCAUCUCAUGUCGAUCACACCGAACACGAUUUGGAUAUUUUGGUCACAGACCAAGGUCUGGCCGAUUUGAGAGGUUUAGCACCAAGAGAAAGAGCUCGUGAAAUCAUUAAUAGUUGUGCUCAUCCAGACUAUAGAGAUCUAUUGACUGAUUAUCUAGAGAGAUCAGAACAUUACGCAACUAAGAAAAAGGCUUUACACGAACCUCAUAUGUUGAAGAACGCUUUCAAAUUCCAUAAUAAUUUGGUAGAGAAAGGUACUAUGAAAGUCGAUUCUUGGGACCCUGUAGAGUAA